This is a messenger RNA of Eruca vesicaria subsp. sativa (arugula), 366 nucleotides long. Lineage: Eukaryota; Viridiplantae; Streptophyta; Magnoliopsida; Brassicales; Brassicaceae. The record is from the annotation of a GenBank genome assembly.
AUGACGAAAACUCUGACCAAAGUUGAGACCUUUGGGUUUAAGAGAAUCGGAACAGAGACUUCAGAAGUUGAGUUGUUGAAAGAGAGGAUGGCGAAGCUGCUGCUUGGUGAAGACAUGUUAGGUUUUGGUGAAGGAGUUUGUCCUGCUUUAGCCAUCUCAAACGCUAUUACCAAUCUCUACGCUGUGAUUCUGGGGCAACAAUGGAGGCUAGCGCCGUUACAUAGUGAGAAGAAAACCAUGUGGAUAAGAGAAAUAGAAGUUCUCUCUCUGUUAGUGAUCACAUUGUCGAAUUGGUGCCUUCCUUUCAGAACAUCCUCGAUGGAAGCAAGAUUGAGUAACUCUUACUUAGAUAACAUAUUUAAAUAA